UGUGUUAUUAUUCCCAUCGCGUUUAUCUUUCUGAUUGUGUUGAAUCAUCAAUUAAGUAUAGUGUCAAGGACAUCAAUGCAAUUUUGUAUGCGUUUUUCGUUUCAGUUGCUAUGGAGGAAAAACGUAUAGCCGAUUACUUUGUUGUGGCCGGUAUGCCAGAUAAACCUCAGCUACUCCAGGAAAGCAAUUUCAAUGAAUCUGGACAUUUACGUGCGGCCCAUUCAAUUGAACCUAUUACAGACAUAGGGGUGUUCUUUCCUUUGUUGGGCGAAGAAGUUCCCAGUAAUUACGAAGUUCUAAAGAAUACUCCUGCUGGUUUGCCGGCUAAUUUAAAUCACGGUUCCAUACGCGCUACCGAAUGUUACAUUUACUAUCGACGUGGCGGAGAUCACCCACCUUUGGUUGAUAUAGGUGUACUUUAUGAAGGUCACGAACGCAUUAUGUCUGAUGCUGAAAUUGUAUCAGAAACACCAAGUGGACGUGUAGCAAAUGUUAACAAUUCAUCGGCUAAAACUUUCCUAACUUUCAGACGAGCACGUGCUGACAUGCCAUGCAAUGAAUUGGUCGUUACGGAUUUGUGUGUAAUUGUUAGCAGUAAAGGGGAAAGACCACCUCAUGCUUUUUGCCUAAUCUACAAAUCCCUUAACAAAGCGUUUACAGGCAGCGACGUUUAUCUAUGUUAUAAAAAAUCGAUGUACCGUCCAAAACACAUCAGCUAUCAACCAGAAAUUUUGUUACGUUAUCCCACAAUCGAUCAUAAUGAUUUCCCAUUGAAUUUAUGUCCUAGCGUACCCUUAUUCUGCUUACCAAUGGGAGCUUCCCUAGAAGCAUGGCCAAACGUUGAAUGUAGUAAACGUAAGCCAACGGCGCCCGUAUUCAGUACAUUUGUGUUAACUGUUAAUGAUGGUACUUAUAAAGUAUACGGUUCUGCGUUAACAUUCUAUGAGGAUUUCGACGACUCACAACUAACAAGUCAACAACGUGAAUUGUUAGGUUGGAAUGACGAAUUUGCUCAAAAGCACUCGUUGCAUAUUAUAAAAGCAAUUUGCUUACUGUCUCAUUAUCCCUUCGGUGAUACAUUUGACAAGUGGCUUAAAUACUUACACCGUAUGGCAGUAUUUGGUAUGGAUUUAGUCGUUCCAAUUGAACGUUAUAUCACUCAAUUAUUAGAUGAAGUGCCCUUUCCCUCGCCUAGUAUACAUUUGCAGUUAUCUAGCGAGUCAAAUGAUCGCAUAUUGUUGACACAACCUGAGGAUUCACCUUUACCACGAAGCGGUGCAGGUUUUCAUAUGUUAUUACAGAACUUAGGUACCGAGAAUUGUCUACAUGUUUUACUUUUAGCCUUGACGGAACAAAAAAUACUUAUACACUCUUUAAGACCAGCCACCUUAACAGCAGUUGCUGAGGCAAUUGUGUCUUUGUUGUUCCCAUUUAAAUGGCAAUGCCCGUACAUUCCGUUGUGUCCUUUAGGCUUAGCUGAAGUCUUACAUGCACCACUGCCUUACUUAAUUGGUGUCGAUUCGAGGUUUUUUGACCUAUAUGAACCACCCACAGAUGUCACUUGCAUCGAUUUGGACACAAAUACCAUAAGCUUGUGUGAAUCGCAGAAGCAUUUAACUGUAAAGCUGUUGCCGAAACGUGCGUCACGUAUCCUACGACAAACCCUUAAUGAACUCGAAGCAAUGAAACCUCUAAAUUUAGACUCAACAAAUAGUUUAGAUCGCGAUUUAAGGAGACGUAAACGAGAGCAACAUUUGGAGCAACGUAUUCAAGAGGCGUUUCUCUUGUUUAUGGCUUCAAUUUUGCGCGGUUACCGUGAAUAUUUGGUGCCCAUCUCUAAAGCUCCCUCAGUGGGUGCCACUGAUCCCAGUGCCUUAUUUCAAUUAAAAGCAUUUUUACGCUCCAGAGAUAAGGCUUAUCAGAAAUUUUUCGAAUUACUUAUGAAGACUCAAAUGUUUAUACGUUUUAUUGAAGAACGCUCGUUUGUAUCGGAUGGUGACCAUGGUUUAACCUUUUUCGAUGAAUGUGCCGAAAAAGUAGGUUCUUAUGAUGAAACACCCUCUGAUAUACGUUUAGUAGAAUGGGAAUGUGGUCAAAAUAGUGAACGUACGAAAUAUAUUUUCCCACCUGACAGUGUUGUACCCUCCAAAGAAAUUGCCUCUGCCCUAGUUUACAACUAUGUAAACUUCACACUCAAUCCAAAUUUAUUGAAAUCGAAAAAAACUCAGAUAACGCAUAUAAUGCAACAACAAUUGAACGGCACUCAAGCGCCGGGUUCACCAAUAGCUCGUCGGACUAAACACGAAAUUAAAUUAUCACAGAAAUUGGCACGUCGUUGUCAGAUAAAUCCUGAAUUGUGGGCUAAAUACUUACUGGCCACGUGUUAUUCUCUAUAUUUUCUUAUACUCCCGGCCAUGUUACUGGAUACACGCCGCGGCGGUAAAGAACACGAUAUUUUAAGAGCCGCUUACGAUAUGCUAGUAAAGGCUAGUAAGCUAAAGGUUACUUGUGACGAAUUUUGCUAUCGAAUUAUGAUGCAGUUGUGUGGCAAUUACAAUCUACCAGUUUUGGCGGUACGUUUGCAUUAUUUAAUGAAGAGGUCUGGAGUGCAGGCUAAUGCAUUAACUUAUGGUUUUUACAAUCGGUGUGUAUUGGAAUCAGAAUGGCCCAGUGAUAGUACAACCUUAAGCCAACUACGUUGGAAUCGAAUUAAAAAUAUAGUGCUCGGAGCGGCACAUUUUAAACAUGCCGGCCGAUUAAGGGCUUCUCGCAAACCACUGUCAGCAUCUUGUGAGAAUAAUUUAAGUACUCUGGAAACUGUAGAUGGUACAUCACGUACCAGUUUAGAAUCUUCGAAUUCAUCGCAAAUGAAUACUGGUACCGCAGUAACGGGAGGGAGUGAGAGUUAUGGGGUGACUAUAUUAGAUUUUUCCGCUUUCGAUAAGUUACGCUCAAAACUAGGCAGUAUUGUGCGUCAGUCGAUUGGUUCCCAGGAUGCUACUGAUGACGUAAUUAGUAGUGCUGGCUUAUUGAUAUCUGGUGAAGCCUCAUCACCCAUUAAAAAUCCACAACCCUUAACAACAAAUACACAUACACCACCCAGUCCCCAAAGUUCAGCAAUCGAUUUGACUUCUACCACCAAACGCCAGCUAUCGAAUAGAGAAAGUUUUGGCGUGGAUGCAGAACUUUUAAAUAAACUUCAGCGACAUCAAUCACAGAACGAUCCAACUAUCGGAAAAAUAAUCAACAUUAAUAACGUAAAUGAAGAAGGCGACGAUGAUGAUGACAAUGAAAAUAACACAUUUCGUGAAUUGACAAGGUCAAGAGAAGAAAUCGAUGACGAUGACGUUGAUGAUGUAGAGCGUCAAAACGGAUGUGCAUUGGUCUGCCAAAUACGAAGUCCCACUAAAAUAUCACCGCGAACACCCGUAACGCAAAAUGAUCCCCUAGGAGCUUUGGAUGAAACACAAACAUCCACACUUAAAGCGAGCCCUGGCUACAGGGUUCCCAGCAGUAUGUCUACUACAACAAUUACUCAUAACAGCAACAUAUAUAGCGAUAAACCUAUACUGUUUAAAGGCCAACGCAGUGCCACCUUUGAUGAAUCAACUCAACUUAAUAAAAGUAUGCAAAGAUCUGAAACUAUGCCCGGUUCCAGUGUAGCUUCGAGCUUGGCUAAUUUAGGUUCGGCAUUGAAAUUUAAUUUCGGACGUUAUUCACCUGCACGCUUGUCCUUUAAGAAAGACUUGAAAUUACCUACCAAUAUUAUAGAAAAUAUAUCAAACAUAAGCCCUAGUUUAACUGGCAAAAAAUCAAACGAAAUUAUACAAGGAAGUUUAAGUAGCAUUAAGUAUGCUGCUAACUCGAUCACUCGCAAAUUUGAUGAAAUUAAAGUUGCGAUUUCGGCUAAUUCAACGCCCGUAAAGUCGAGUUUAACAACACAAAACUACAUUGACAGCGGCCUAAAUGAAGACGAUAUUAUUGCUCAUGAGGAUGGCACUCUGAAAGUACGUCGAGUGUCUAGCGAUUUAGAUCCAUGGGGCCGUUUAAGUGAAUCGCGUAAAUCAAGCUACAACAACCUAGUGCCCUUAGGAGAAAAUAAUUCUGUAAUGAAUUUAAAUGCAGCACUAUUAUCGUUACCCGAGAAUUUAUAUAAUCAACCGGUUGAUCAUUUAGUGGAUGCAACUACCAACUGUGAUGUUCUCAUACAAAUGACGUCGUGCUCGCAAUGCCACAACUGUUCAGUGUUACUAUAUGAUGAAGAGAUUAUGUCCGGUUGGUCUGCGGAAGAUUCCAAUUUAAAUACGACUUGUCAUGCAUGUAAUAAACUAACGGUACCAUUUCUAAGCGUACACUUUAUGAAUACAAUUGACGGUGAUGACAAUCGGACUAAUGAUUUAACAAUACCAUAUCUGAACCCUUUGGUUUUACGUAAAGAACUCGAAAACAUAUUAAAUCAAGAAGGUGACUUGGCAUUAUUGAAGCCCAACUUCGUCGAAGAACAUCCAAUUAUAUUCUGGAAUUUAUUGUGGAUAAUGGAACGUAUUGAAAGCAAAACCCAUUUACCCGAAUUGUGUUCGCCCUCUUUAACUGACAGUGAAGUAGAUCCUUUGAGUAAGGUGAAACAAGUAAAAAUCCAAUGCUUGUGGGACAACAUGCAAAUGCAUAAUGAGGCCGGAUUACCAUUGUAUAUUUUAUAUCGACAGCCACAAACCACGAGUCCGCUGGUGAAGGCUCUUCUGACAGAUCAAGCCCAGUUCAAUAAAAAUGUUAUACAGCAAAUAGUUACAGCAAUACGGUGCAACGAUUUGUUAACUCCGGUAAGAAAACUGGCAAAUGAACGAUACAAGCUGAAAAUGGGCGGCAUUGAAAGAUCACAUUCACUAUAUCGAGACAUACUGUUUCUGGCCUUAACUGUUAUUGGCCGUUCAAAUGUCGAUUUGGCAACAUUUCACCGGGAAUAUGCAGCAGCUUUUGAUAAGCUUAGCGAAAGAGAAUGCAAUAUGUAUUAUCGCAACCAGGAUUUGCCACCGUCAGCUGCUACUAUUUUAUGUCGUGCCUACUUUAAACCGCUAAUGUUACUUCCCUGA
This is a messenger RNA of Glossina fuscipes, 5090 nucleotides long. RefSeq names its product DENN domain-containing protein Crag (gene Crag). Gene Ontology annotation, cellular component: cytoplasmic vesicle. Gene Ontology annotation, biological process: regulation of Rab protein signal transduction. The record is from RefSeq and is a predicted model, not a curated record. The transcript is spliced from 17 exons. The coding region runs from base 111 to 5090 and encodes 1659 amino acids. NCBI's taxonomy places the organism in Eukaryota, Metazoa, Arthropoda, Insecta, Diptera, Glossinidae.